AUGGAAAGUGAGAUUGAUGACAAAGUAACAAGCAGCGCAGAUAAGGAGAAUCUUAUACAACGACUUGUGGAUAUUCUGAAUCAGCAAGCCGAGUGUGUUAAUAAAAAGCUGGAUGAGGAUGUAGACCUGAAACGGAGCCUGAGUCGGAUGUCAUAUCACAGCUUCUCAAGGUUGGCAGAUGUGUUUACCAGCCAGGUAGAAACCAGUUUGGAAUCGCAGGGGUCCACCACUCCAGAACUGGCAAAAAUUGCACUGACAAUGGAACUGACGAGGAAGGUUGCUGGAAUCAAUAGCCAUGCUGUCCAGACGUUGAUGGGUUAUAGCAUGCAGUACAUGGACAUGUUUGUGCCUUGGCUGCAGCAGAAUGGAGGCUGGGAAAAUGUUGUGCAAGGUGAUGUGGUCGAGUUCCAGAUUGAUUGAUUUUUUUUUUUUUCUGAAGCAUAUGAAAGCCUGUUCUGUGGAAAAUUCGAAUGGAAAAAGAUGACUUAAAAUGGAAGUUAUUUCUACUAGAACUGGUACUGCACUGUGUCUACAAAGCAAUGUUUUACACCACUUGCGACACUACAGAUGGACAAUACUGAAUAGCUUUAAUCAAGCAUUUUUUAACAGCAAUUCGGUUUCCUAUUUAUUUGUACAUACCUCUGGGGGAAAAAGCGUAUUUGUGUUCACUUGAGGCCAGUAAUGUGAAUAUUUCCACAUGUGGAAAGAGCUUUUGUGGAACAAACUAACAAUCUUUGAUAUACAG
Messenger RNA from Protopterus annectens (West African lungfish), 745 nucleotides. It is a transcript of the gene BCL2L12, whose product is annotated as BCL2 like 12. The transcript has 4 exons. Bases 1 to 420 code for a protein of 139 amino acids. NCBI's taxonomy places the organism in Eukaryota, Metazoa, Chordata, Ceratodontiformes, Protopteridae. Gene Ontology annotation, biological process: regulation of apoptotic process. The record is from RefSeq and is a predicted model, not a curated record.